Molecule: messenger RNA, 3312 nt
Organism: Rubroshorea leprosula
Lineage: Eukaryota; Viridiplantae; Streptophyta; Magnoliopsida; Malvales; Dipterocarpaceae
Source: the annotation of a GenBank genome assembly
CUAAAUCUAAUCCUUCUUCGUUGAACCCGCAAAGUAGAAUCCUCGCCUCUGGCGCCGCAACACCUUGUUGGCCAUGAAUCCCGCUCUCCUCUCAGCCCCUCCUUCCUCCCAACACCCUUUACUUCUCUCCUUUCCUACCUUCCGCUUCCGCCCAGCCUCCCUUUCCAAACGCCGCCGUUUCAAAUUCUUCUCACCUCUCAACUCUCUCUCCUCCUCCUCCUCCUCCAGCGACCAAUCACCGUCAUCUGCUAAUCUCACUACCCCCGGCAUUUUCGGCGGCAAGAAGGACCUCGACGGCAUCCAACCCGUGCUCGAUCAAUUGUCACCCACUAUUAGAUUAGCCACCUCUGCCAUCUUCCUUGCUGGAGCGGUCGCCGCGGGUUAUGGCUUGGGACUCCGGUUCUGCGGAACCCGAAAUGCGGCGUUGGGUGGGGCCGCUGUUCUGGGGGCUGCUGGUGGUGCAGCUGUCUAUGCGGCAAAUUCCGCUGUUCCUGAAGUUGCGGCUGUUAAUUUGCAUAAUUACGUUGCCGGUUGCGAUGAUCCUGGGGCUGUCAAGAAGGAAGAUAUUGAAAAUAUUGCCAAAAAAUAUGCGGUGAGCAAGCAGGAUGAGGCGUUUCAUAUGGAGCUCUGUGAUUUAUACUGCAGUUUUGUGUGUUCUGUCCUUCCUUCUGAGAAUGAAGAUCUUAAAGGUGAUGAAGUUGACAAAAUUUUGAACUUCAAAAAUGCCUUGGGCAUUGAUGAUCCAGAUGCAGCUGCUGUGCAUAUGGAGAUUGGUAGGCGGAUUAACAGGCAAAAACUUGAGACCGGAGACAGAGAUGGUAACAUAGAGCAACGUCGGGCAUUUCAGAAGCUAAUUUAUGUUUCUACUCUAGUCUUUGGAGAAGCAUCAUCAUUCCUUUUACCUUGGAAACGUGUUUUAAAGCUAACUGACGCAGAGGUUGGGAUUGCUAUCCGUGAGAAUUCCAAGCGGUUGUACGCUUACAAAUUAAAUUCACUUGGCAGAGACAUUGAACCAAAACAACUUAUUGCCCUUAGAGAAGCACAACUCAACUAUAGACUUUCUGAUGAGCUUGCUGAGGACUUGUUUAGGGACCAUGCAAGAAAACUAGUUGAGGAGAAUAUUUCUGCAGCACUCAGCAUACUCAAGUCCAGGACAAGAGCAGUUGGGGGAGUCCAGCAAGCUGUGGGACAGCUUGAUAGGAUACUGGCUUUCAAUUCCCUGCUCAUCUCCUUAAGGGACCAUAUGGAUGCUGAUCGUUUUGCACGUGGAGUUGGUCCUGUCUCCUUAGUAGGUGGAGAAUAUGAUAGUGACAGAAAGAUGGAUGACUUGAAACUUCUCUAUCGGGCUUAUGUUACAGCUUCUUUAUCUGGUGGCCGCAUGGAAGAAAAUAAGCUUGCUGCAUUGAGCCAACUGAGGAACGUUCUUGGACUGGGCAAACAAGAAGCAGAAGCUAUUACUCGUGAUGUUACUUCGAAAGUAUAUCAGAAACGACUUUCUGAUGCUGUUCAGGAUGGUAAACUAGAGAUGGCAGAUAGCAAAGCUGCUUUCCUCCAAAGUCUAUGUGAUGAACUACACUUUGAUACAGAGAAGGCUAGUAAGAUUCAUGAAGAAAUAUACCAAAAAAAGCUUCAGCAAUGUGUGGCUGAUGAAGAGCUGGAUGACAAGGAUGUUGCUGCAUUGCUGAGGCUAAGGGUAAUGCUUUGCAUUCCUCAGCAAACUGUGGAUGCUGUCCAUAUGGAUAUCUGUGGCCGUUUGUUUGAAAAGGUUGUGAGGGAUGCAGUUGCUUCUGGAGUUGAUGGAUAUGAUGCUGAUGUUAGGAAAGCUGUGGGAAAAGCUGCACAUGGCUUGCGAUUAACAAGGGAAGCUGCUAUGUCAAUUGCCAGCAAGGCUGUUCGAAAGGUUUUCUUGACCUAUGUUAAACGUGCACGGUCAGCAGAGAACCGAACCGAGUCUGCAAAAGAACUUAAAAAGAUGAUAGCAUUCAACAGGUUGGUCGUGACAGAAUUGAUAGCCGACAUUAAAGGUGAGUCCUCUGAUACUCCAUCAGACGAGAGUGUUAAAGAGGAAUUACACAGAUUUGAUGACAAUGAUGGAUGGGAACGCCUUCAGACGCUUAAGAAAAUAAGACCUGACAAGGAGCUUACUGCUAAAAUGGGGAAGCCAGGCCAGGCAGAGAUAACUCUCAAAGAAGACAUCUCUGAGAGAGAUCGGAUGGACCUAUAUAGAACUUACCUGCUAUAUUGUCUUACUGGAGAAGUCACAAGGAUCCCCUUUGGUGCUCAGAUCACCACAAAGAAGGAGGAUUCAGAGUUUCUUCUGCUAAACCAGCUUGGGGGAAUCCUGGGUUUGACAACGAAGGAGAUAGUUGAUGUCCAUCGGAGUAUGGCUGAGCAGACUUUUAGGCAACAAGCUGAGGUGCUUUUGGCUGAUGGACAAUUGACAAAGGCAAGGGUUGACCAGCUCAGUGAGCUACAGGAGCAAGUUGGCUUGCCUCCAGAGUAUGCACAAAAAAUUAUAAAGAGUAUAACCACGAGCAAAAUGGCAGCUGCUAUUGAAAAAGCUAUUGCUCAAGGGAGGCUCAGUAUCAAGCAGAUAAGAGAACUCAAGGAUGCAGGUGUUAAUUUGGACACCAUGAUCCCAGAGAGUUUGCGAGAAAACCUCUUCAAGAAAACUAUAGAUGAGAUUUUCUCAUCAGGCACUGGAGAGUUUGAUGAGGAAGAAGUUUUUGACAAAAUUCCAUCAGAUCUCAAGAUUAAUGAUCAAAAGGCAAAAAGAGUUGUCCAUGAGCUUGCAUGUAGUAGACUAACCAAUUCUUUGAUUCAGGCUGUAUCACUACUAAGGCAGAGAAAUCAUCAAGGAGUGGUUGCCUCUCUUAAUGACUUACUGGCUUGUGACAAAGCUGUUCCUUCAGAGCCAUUGUCAUGGGAUAUGCCUGAGGAGUUAGCUGAUCUAUACGGUAUAUAUGCAAGACGUAACCCUGAAUCCGAGAAAUUGGUGCGAUUGCAGUAUCUGCUGGGGCUAAGUGAUUCAAUGGCUGCUGCCCUUAGAGAGACGGGAGAGGAAGUGUUGUCCAUGGGAAAAGAAGAAAAGUUUAUUUUUUGAUUGGUAGGAAAGAAAGGUGUUGUAUAAUACCUACUUGAUGGGUUCAAUUUCAGGGAUUUCCCUAAAUGUUAAACCCAGGCUAAAUUUUGUAAUAAACGUACCAUAAACUACUGCUACUAUCAGUUUUAUAUCAAUUUUUGUCUCGAAGCUCAAUUAUUAUGUACUAAAUUAUGUCUUGUAACUAUCAAAUUGUUAUCAAUUGUCAAUUA